AUGAGCCGAUUCAACAAAGCGGCGCUCGAAAUCCGAGACUUGAACCCUGUUGUGGCUCUACACCACCUCACCACCGCUUUGAAACCAGGUCCCUUUGCCAACAACAUUUGCAAGAAGCCACCGACUGACAUGGAUGACCUGCGGCGGCGAGCCGACAAAUACAUGCAAAUGGAGGAAUUAGCUGAGUUCCGCAACCAGGCCAGAGCAGAGGUAGCGGCGAAGCCUGAAAAGCCGGCCGAAAACACUUUUCGUAACCGUCAGAAAGAACUGGUCCCUCGCGAGAGGCCCCCCCGCGGACCGAGGUAUUCUCAACAUACGCCGCUCAACACCAGCCGGUCGGCAAUACUAGAGCAAGCACUUGCUUCGGAGGUGCUAGCCGUCCCGAAAAGAGCUUCGACCCCUCCCAGGGUCGAUACUACCAAUUCUUGCAGGUACCACCGCAACCGUGGACAUUCGACGGAGGAAUGCUCGGCCCUGAAGGAUAAAAUUAAAGAUUUAAUCAAGGAGGGGCAGCUACAAGGCUUUGUGGACCGACAGAAUUCAUCCCGCUACGCAGAUCGGUCUCACCGACAGGAUCAUCAUGAACAAAGGACAGGAACACGCUCAUACCGAGAGCGCAGUCGGUCAAGAGAUCGAAGAGAAGGGGAACCUUCAGCACAACCCCGACGGGUUAUCAACACCAUAGCUGGUGGAUUCGCGGGCGGUGGCUCCUGCUCGUCGGCGCAACCGAGGCACUUGCGGGCCGUUCGGCACGUGUAUGCAGUGGAGAAAGUCGGUCGCCAUUUGCCUAGCAUAACCUUCACCGAGGCGGAUUUCAAAGGUAUCGACCCGGAACAAGAUGAUCCGAUGGUAAUCAGCGUUGAAAUUUACAACUGUGAACGGGUCAAGACAAAAGGAUAUAUCAAGUUGUCAACCCGGUUUGGGUUUGAAGGAUCAGAAUACCGAGAUAUUUCGGUUAAGUAUGUGGUAGUUCACGCCAACACAUCUUAUAACAUUCUGCUCGGCUGGCCAUCCUUGAAUCGGCUCGGAGCGGUCGUAUCCACUCCUCAUCUAGCCAUGAAGUUUCCAUCCGAUUCGGGACAAGUGAUCACCAUCCACGCCGACUAG
Molecule: messenger RNA, 1107 nt
Organism: Cajanus cajan (pigeon pea)
Lineage: Eukaryota; Viridiplantae; Streptophyta; Magnoliopsida; Fabales; Fabaceae
Source: RefSeq, a predicted model, not a curated record